Messenger RNA from Terrapene triunguis (Three-toed box turtle), 2697 nucleotides. It is a transcript of the gene FAM76A, whose product is annotated as family with sequence similarity 76 member A. The coding region runs from base 1 to 795 and encodes 264 amino acids. The transcript is spliced from 8 exons. The record is from RefSeq and is a predicted model, not a curated record. Lineage: Eukaryota; Metazoa; Chordata; Testudines; Emydidae.
AUGUGGUUUAAUGCUGGUAAAACCAACACAAUAUGCAAGAAAUGUGCUCAGAACGUGAAGCUCUAUGGAACGCCAAAACCAUGCCAGUACUGCAACAUAAUAGCAGCAUUUAUUGGCAACAAGUGCCAACGCUGUACGAACUCAGAGAAGAAGUAUGGGCCACCCCUCUCCUGUGAACAGUGCAAGCAACAGUGUGCAUUCGACAGGAAGGAUGAUAGAAAGAAGGUGGACGGGAAGCUGCUGUGCUGGCUGUGUACAUUGUCCUACAAACGGGUCCUACAGAAGACCAAAGAGCAACGCAAACAUCUAAGCAGCUCUUCACGGACGAGCCUGCAAGAGAAGGAGCAGUUCAGCAGGCUCAGCAGUGGCAGCCACUACAACAGCCAGAAAACCUUAUCCACCUCCUCUAUUCAGAACGAAAUUCCAAAGAAGAAACCCAAGUUUGAAGCCAUAUCAGCCAAUGGUGACAGCUUUUCUCCAGACCUUGCCCUGGAUUCCCCUGGCACGGACCAUUUCGUUAUUAUCGCCCAGCUGAAGGAAGAAGUGGCCACUCUGAAAAAGAUGCUGCACCAGAAAGAUCAGAUGAUCUUGGAGAAAGAGAAGAAGAUCACAGAGCUAAAGGCCGACCUGCAGUACCAGGAAUCCCAGAUGAGGGCAAAAAUGAACCAAAUGGAGAAGACACACAAGGAAGUCAUGGAGCAGUUACAGGCCAAGAACAGAGAACUCCUGAAGCAAGCAGCUGCCCUAUCCAAGGGCAAAAAGCCUGAGAAGUCAGGAGCAAUAACCUCCCCUUAAAACAAACUGGGAGCUUCCCCAGCAUUAACCCAGGAGGCCUGUCUGUUCGGCUGGAAGCCAAACCUCAGUCUUGUUACUUUCCUAUCGCUAUGGACUCGAUGGAACGCCUGGUGUCUGUUGCCUUUCGACAGCAUGUUUGAGUGUGUCUGGUUUCAAUAUCUGUUGAAUACUGUUAUAUAGCACAGUGAUCCACGGGGAGCGGCGUACCCGCACAGCUUGCUGUCCCCCAGGCCCUGGAACUAAUGGUCUCCAGAAGAGACCUGUUUGGAAAACAGGUAUUACCACUGCCACUUCAUACUUUAGAAAACAGGGAUCCUGUUUUGUUGGAGACCCGUCUCUGCAGUUUAAAAUCGGCUGGGCUGAGGCCCAAUCCGUUGUUGGCUGUUUUUCAGGCUUGCCAAGAGCUUUGGGGGGCACGGUGAGAGCUUUAUUUUCAAGUGUUUUGUUCCUCCUUUCAAGGGAAGCUCUGAAAUCGCCUUCCCCAGAGAGAGAGCAGGGCGCAGCACACUGAUCUGCCUGGAGCAGUUAAGCUAUCUUUCAAAAAUUGUUCCAAAAUCCGGGCUAGAGAUUUUUUUUAAAUAUUGGCUUGGCAAACCUAACUGCCUGUUUUGAUCACUUUUGGUUUGAGAGUCUUACAGAAUAAUUGCGCAUAACCAUAUGGUGGCCCUGUGGGGCUCUGGUUAAUGGCUUGGGCUAAUCUAACUUCGCUGGCACUGCUUUCUGCAGUAAAGGCAGAAGGAGAGCUUGAGGCUGUCUUAGACAUGCUCUCCCCUCCCCAGUCCCGGAUCAAGUUGAUCCUUUUACAUCUUCUCCUCUCCACCCCACUUCACUGACGUCAGAUGUAGGAGGAGGCUGGUUACAAGAAGUGAGUUCAGUCAGGUCAGUAAUGACACAAAGUAGGAAGUGCUUCUUGGGUGCUGGGCAGAGAAGCCCCCAACCUCCAUUCCCAACAAAAGCCAGCAGGAUAAAGAGCUGAGAAGGUUCUCUGCUUUUCUGAAACAGUCUGGCUUCAGAAGCAAAGAGGCCAUAAACAGCUCCAGAAAGGCCAGCUGGAAUGUGUACUCCCAACCCACCCUCAUUAGAGGAGAGCUGAGCUCUGCAGCUGUCUGAGCCGUGCCCUCAGGACAUCUCCUAGAGGGGGAUAAAAAGCCCUCUGCCAUUAGGGGGAAAUGUGCAGAUGGGCUCUCAAGUCAGCAGGUUCCAGGCCAGGUUACUCCAUGGAAUCCCGGUGGCCAGCCCUAUUCACACAAGGUGGAGAGAGCGCUCAGGGGUUGGAGACCCUACCUCAGGGGAGUAGGGGAAGGAAACGACCUUAAUGUAGACAGGCACCAAAUGGAAAGAGAUGAGACACUGACCCUUUGAGACAGGGCUUGCGGCUCUAGCUGGGUUUUUAUUAAUCUUUUUAAGUAGAGAGUUGCCAUUUUUUUUUUUAUUAAGAUGAAUUUAUUCAAUGGCACUUUUCAGACGUUGUUAGCUUUGAGCGUGGAAGAGCACAUUGAAGCAUCAGAUACUGUCGCGUGGUUUUGGUUUUUAAAAAGACUUUAGGAUGCUAAGAAAUCAUUGCACUCUGCCAGUGUGUGACAGCCGGAAAAAAAAAAACCCAUCUAAUUUUAUACUUCACAUAUUUUUAGAAAAAGUCUGAAAUGUAUCAAUGGGAUUUUUUUUUUUUUUAAAUGAGGGCUUUGCUUCUUAGCUUCCCUCAGGACACACAAAUAAUAAUAGAAGGAGAAGGGCCUUGUAUAUACAAUGUUGGUUUUUUUUUAAAAUUGUGACACAUUGAUCAUGCAACUGAGUAGCUGAUGUUUUGUAGUAAUAACGUCGUUUCUUUGUAUGUUUGUAAUAAUGGAGAUUUUAAAGGGAUGCUUUGAUUUGUACAAAACUCCGACAAACGUUAAAAGUGUU